This is a messenger RNA of Knipowitschia caucasica, 1482 nucleotides long. NCBI's taxonomy places the organism in Eukaryota, Metazoa, Chordata, Actinopteri, Gobiiformes, Gobiidae. The record is from the annotation of a GenBank genome assembly.
AUGAGCUCCAAGCACUCAGCCGACUGGAUCCCCUACAGCACGUUAGACGAUGAGGGCUCUAACCUCCGACAGCAGAAACUGGACAGACAGAGAGCGCUGCUGGAGCAGAAGCAGAAGAAGAAGAGACAGGAGCCCCUCAUGGUGCAGUCCACGGUGGACGGGAGGUCCCGCACACGCCGCACCAGACAGAGCGAGGAGCAGGCGCCUCUGGUGGAGUCCUACCUGAGCAACAGCACCAUGUACCACGUGGCAGAAGCAGAGGAGGUGAAGGUGACCGCAGACAUGCAGCCUCCACGAUCGGCCAAAAAAGGAAAAGCAUCUGCCAGCUCCACACCACAGACGGGCAGCGAGAAGAGAGAGAGACGCAGCAAGCACAAAGCUGGGAUCGAUGGCUUGUCUUCGCAGCAGGAAGACGGACACAUCCAGAUCCUCACCGUGGGACGUCUCUCCACCGACGAGGCAGAAGCGGAGCCUGUGGUCACCUGCACUCACUCCCAGAGCAAGCAGGACCUCCGGGUGACCAUGCUCAAGAAAGGUAUUUCCAGCAGUAUGAAUUUUGAUGAGGAAGAAGAUGACGAUGAGGAAAUUAGCUCCAGCUCAUCGCAGCUCAACAGCAACACGAGACCAGGCUCCGCAACCAGCAAGAAGUCCAACAAGGAAGUGGCCUCUGCAACGGUUCCUGUGGUGAACGAGCCGUCCAUCGAUGUGGACGACCUGGAGGAGUUUUCCCUGCGGCCGGCUCCUCAGGGCGUCAGGGUGAAGUGCCGUAUCACCCGAGAUAAGAAGGGAAUGGACCGCGGAAUGUACCCCACAUACUACCUGCACCUGGAGCGGGAGGACGGCAAGAGGGUGUUUUUGUUAGCAGGGCGCAAGAGGAAAAAAAGUAAAACAUCUAAUUAUCUCAUUUCCAUUGAUCCCACCGAUCUGUCCAGAGGUGGAGAGAGCUUCAUUGGCAAAUUGAGAUCCAACCUCAUGGGGACCAAGUUCACAGUUUACGACAGCGGCCUGAACCCCAUGAAGAGCACCACCAGCCUGGAAGCCAGCAACCUGCGACAAGAGCUGGCCGCUAUUUGUUAUGAAACCAAUGUUUUAGGCUUCAAGGGCCCUCGCAAAAUGAGUGUCAUCAUUCCUGGUAUGAAUAUGGACCACGAGCGAGUGUCCAUACGUCCACGAAACGACCACGAGUCACUGCUGGCCCGGUGGCAGAACAAAAGCACCGAGAGUGUGAUUGAGCUCCACAAUAAAACUCCAGUGUGGAACGACGACACGCAGUCAUACGUGCUCAACUUCCACGGCCGUGUCACCCAGGCUUCCGUCAAGAACUUUCAGAUCAUCCACGAUAACGACCCCGACUACAUCGUGAUGCAGUUCGGGCGCGUGGCAGAGGACGUCUUCACAAUGGACUAUAACUACCCCAUGUGCGCGCUGCAAGCAUUCGCCAUCGCCCUGUCCAGCUUCGACAGUAAGCUGGCCUGUGAGUAG